Molecule: messenger RNA, 14581 nt
Organism: Osmia bicornis bicornis
Lineage: Eukaryota; Metazoa; Arthropoda; Insecta; Hymenoptera; Megachilidae
Exons: 18
Coding region: 8930-14104 (1724 amino acids)
Molecular function (GO): protein binding
Source: RefSeq, a predicted model, not a curated record
GGGCUUAGAAUACGGCCACGGUAUCCCCUGCCUGUCGUAAGAGGCGACUAAAAGGGGUCACACAGACACAGACACACCGAUUCGGACAAAAGAUGAGCAGACUCUAAAAGUAUGGACUGAGUAAGAUUUAAAAGUAUGGACAAGUAUGAGUGACGAAAUUUAAAAAUAAGUCCCCAAAAGCGCCGGCCCUUUUAGGGGCGAAAUUAGUGAGAUGAGAUGAGACGUUGAAAAGGGAUCCAUAUGUUUUUAUGGUUUUAUACCUAUUUUUCAUGUUUGGUACGAGAGUAAAUUUGACCUCUUGAGCAAUCACUUAAAUAAAAUUAGCAAAAGAGGUCAACAAGGAGAAAGUUUAAAUUUCAAUCUACUUUCCAUCACAACAGUUUUAGAUAAAUUUUAACCAAGUUAGAGAACUUUGAAGUUCGACAACUUUUCAGUAGUAUUCAAGUGAUAUAAUAAGUUUUUCCAAUAACGUAGUUUAUCAUUCUGCCUUUGGAACAUCAUAUUUAUAAUGAUUACUGACAGACGAAGAAUAAUGUGUGUAGGUACAUACAUCAUCACAAGUUAUUUAACAAAUGCUUUCUACAAAUCUACAAAUGUUUCAUCACAGGUCAGUUUUAAUUGCAAUACCCAUUUGAAUGGCAUAUUUUUUGUUACAGCUAUUCCAGAAUUUAUAUUGUAGUUUCUACCUAUUAUAUCAGAGGAAGGUACACUUUUGAAGCGCACUGUAUAAAAAAAGACAACUUUUUCUCUGAUUUCCUUUUCUCGUCGUUUCCUGUUCCUUGUCCCAUAAAUUAAUGUCUGUAGUUGCUUUCUCUCAACGUAAGCUUGUGAUUAAUUUCACUGCACCUUUCAAUCAUUCCGCCCUUUCUUGAAACACUCUCUGGGAUACUUUGAUUCAUUACAGUGUUCAUUAAAUACAUGUAUAGCUAUUUAUUAAGAUAUAUUUACAAAUAUAUUCUAUUUUAUGAAGUAACUAAUUUAGAAAUUUGUUAAGAACACUGAAUUGAAAAUUUCUCCAUAUAAAUCUCUUUUUUGAUCAAAUAAAUUAAUAUAAUUUCAAAUUAAUAUAAUUUGUAAAAAAUUUUCGAAUCGGUGUUUUCCUCGAAACGAUCUGCUUUAAAUUAGCAUUAGGAUAUUUUCGGAACUAUCGAACUGAUAGAUUUAUUCUUUUGUAUACACACUGGAACGCCAUGUGGCUAUUGUUCUUGCUAUUUAUAAGUUAAUAGUUUCAAUACUUUUGCAGCUUUGCAGCUGGUAAAAAAUAUUUCUACACUAACGAUAUGGUUUAAAUUUUGUAGAUUUCAAAUGUUACUAUGUAUUUAUUUUUUGGCUUUGAAUUGUGAAAUACUGACAUAACAUAACUGAGAUUGAAAGAUUUCAGAAUUACAAAAUUUCUAGGGAACCUUGUGCAUCUCAUCGUCAGAAAAAAGCUUCAAGUCACGCCAAUGUCCUAUUUCCUCUGUAUCUUCCUCCGUAUAUUUGGUAUAAAAUGGGAAUAUUAUUCCGAACAGCAGUUAAUAAAUACUAGGAACGUCGAAUUAAUUUAGACUGUCGUUUUAUUGCGGUAGGGCCUCUCAAUUUUACAUAUGACGCCAAAUUGCUACGCCACAAUAUGUAUAUGUAUACAUAUUAUAGAUACACUUUGCGCUAGCUGUCGCGACAAGCAAUGUGCUUCCGUUCUAUUUCAACGACAAUAUUACACGUAGCUGAUACGCCUUCGUAAGAUAUCAUCAAUUUCAUCGACGUACAAUUUCAUUAAAAAUAAUAUAUGUACACUAGUAAACCGGUGCGCAAACUGCGCAAACUGCGCACCACGUCCAAUAGAUAUUUUUCGUCUAUAAAUGAUUUUGUCCAUAUACUUAACAAAUCUAAGGGCCUACAGAUGUAGUACUCUUCGAAUUGUUUAUCUUUUUCCUUUGGCAUCUUUUUCGUUAAUGCAGUAAUAACAGAGUUAUGACCCUGUAGGCAUAUCUCCUUUUCUUUCUUAAUGUUAGGUAUGUAUUUCAUUAAAAAUUCUAUGAAGAUAGAAUUUAUAAUUUUAUUUUUGAUUUAUGACCCUAUCGGAACUAUAUUCGGGUACAUAAAUAUUAUCAUUUCGUAUUAUUAUGUUGGAUGAUCAUUCAAAUUGAAAUUUUAAUGGACGCUGCCACGUAUUGACAGCGAUCUUUAAUAUUUAUUUACUUUAUCUUUAUCUACUUUAUUAAAUAUAAAUUGCAAUUUGAAAAUUAGUAAUUUUGUACAGUACCUACAUAUAUCAAAUACUGUACGUACAAAAGGGCAUGAAGUGUAGAAUGAUGGAACCUAAUCUUUUUUUUUCUUUUUUCUUAAAAUCAAUUUGCACGUCUAACAACAAAUUAACUACUUUCUUAUCGUUAGUUACUUUAAUUGACUUUUAAAGAGGGUAGUUCUUCAAAGUUUACACAGUGUCGGCUCAUAUGCACCCUCGGAUAGAAACUAUCCGGCUUACUGUAAGCGACAGCUUACGACACGGAACAGCGUGUUUAAUCGAUUACAAGUCGACACGAAACGCCAGUCGACCCUCGUUCGUAAAAAAAUUUCUUGAACCGUAUAUGGAGAAUCUACACCACCGCGCACCGCGCCGACGAACCAUAUUCGUGGCGCUUUAAGUUCGGCCCCUCUAUCAAUGGAUUUAGAUUUAGACAGAAGAAUUGAGUUAAGUUUUUGUCAGGAACAUGUCCUCUGACGACGAAAUCUUCGGCCUAGAGAUCGUAAAAGUCGCCUGAUGAUUUCUUAUGAAACGUGUCACAGGAUCUUUUAUUGAAAUGCUAACUUUAAGCUCUUUUUUAUCAGAUUAAAAGGCUUUUUUAGUGCCAGGAUAUCGAUGGAAAAGGGUGAGAGACCGAAGCAUCCUUUCUUCUUAGGGAAGCUUAAUUUGUUUUUUAAGCGUUUUUUUAAAAAUAAUUUUAUAAAAGAAACAAAUCCAUAUUUGCAUAUUACGCGCGUUUACGAUACCUUACAAAUUAUAUAAAAUAUGCACUUGACUCGUCUUCUGUCCUAUCAUUCUUCUUCCUUAAGCUUUUUACCUGAUACAAGCUGCCGCAGGUGGCAGCGAAGGAAAAUGGAUUCUCGUUUAUUCGGGAGUGAAUAAUCGACAUAAAGAACAUUGUUCAGCAAGUACAGGGAACCCUUCUCAAGUGCUUAAACUUUUGUCGCUGUUUCUUUGUUCUCGUUUAAUUAAUACCAAGAGAGAAAGAAUAUAAUAAUAUGUAGAUACGUUUUUAUCUCUAAUUAAUUAAAGAAAGUAAAAUUGAAAAAUGAAAGAAUACUGAAUAACAUACAGAAAUGUAUAAAAUACAAAAUACCUCCAGCCCUCACCGUAAACUAAAGCGAAUCUUAAAAAUAAAGUAAAAGGUAAAACGCGUUUUUAUUAUUAUUAGUUUGCCUUCCUCGCGCAGCAACUUACCAAUUAACCUCGGAAAAUCCCCUAGCCGGAUUUCACGUCAGUAGGAACAAUUCCCUAGCAGCAUUAAAAAGAAAUAGAGUGAUCAAGUUCCGGGGGUGCAUCCCCGGCGCGGCGAGCCUCGUGCAUCCAUGGUUCCCGAAGGAUUAAAGAUCAAGAGAAGGAAACGAAGAGGGCCGACCGUGGCUGUGACGUAGCCUUGUCGUGAAAAAAAAAAGGUGAAACCGUUUUUGUCCCGGUGAUUCGUCUGGACACGAUGACAGACUGACGGGACGAGAAGAUAAACCGAGCUCAUGUCAGAAAAGGUCAGACGGCAAAGACAUUUAGGGAAGUUGGAAGGAGUGGAACAAAGAAGGGGACUGACUAAUCGUAACUGAGACACAAGGAGUCUGCGUGUACUGUGAAGCUGCGUUUACUCGCGUUAGAGGAAGUUGAAAAGUACGGCCCGAGGAGCAGUGACGUUAAAGGGCGAAGAGAGGAUGAAGCUUGCCAUUCUGCCCAUUUUCUGGCAUGAAAGUGUGAGUCAAGCAUCCUUUUUUUUCUCUCGACUCGCCUCCUCGAAGCAUGUCAUCGGUGGUCCCAUCAACUGUUUUCCCAUUUUUCACAAGGUUAUUGCUGACAAAGAUGAGGAGGAUCCACUCUGUCAGAAUUGAUGUUACAUUGAUGACAUAAAAUGCAGGAAAAAUGCGCGAACACUGUGGUUUUAUACAUAUCUAAUCAGCGUUAUUAAGAACUAAGAAUUUAAGCACCUAAAUUAAGAACUAUAUACAUAUUUGAGUAAAAUUUGUCAGUUUCCAGAGGAAGCAAUUUUCCUUGAAAGUUUAAAGCAUACAGUUUGCUUCCCUUCUACUUUGAUAUGUAUUUUAGCCAACGUUCAUUUCAAAGGGUAGCCAGAUUUUCUUAUUUAAGGGAGUUGUUGGUCUUUACACGUUCACUUACAUUUUAGAUUUUGUAGUUUGAAGGAAACACGUUCGAACAUUUCUUAGCAAAAGGUUCCACCGUCCGCUGGUUUCUCGUAAAUUGUGGGAGGAAACUUCGUUUUCCUCACGGGAAUACGUAAUACGUUAAAAUCUCGACGGUGCGGUGCUUUGUUUAUUAAUUACAUACCGCGUGUACCGUGGCAAAAUCAGUUUCUUAUUUGCGAUUAUGCUUUCUUCACUGUUAAGGUAUUUUAAUAUUCUAAUUAAGGGGGCAAAAUACAAAAUUACAAAUAAUAUUUCAAAAUAUGGUUCCAAAACGAAAAAUAUGAACUCACCAGUUCAGUUAGUUGCUUUGAAUCCUUUCAUUCCUACGUUCCCCUUGGUAAACAAAAUUUCAUUACACUUACUCUAGAAUUUAGAAAGUUAGGUACCAGUACAAACGUCGAACCAGUGAAAGAAGUAAAAAGGCAUACAAAUUUUAGCCUCUAAUUUUCCCGAUGUUUUUCAAAGAACUUUCAAAUCCCACUCAUAAAAGAAACUCCUAUGGCUCUCCUUUAACUUUGCCAGCAUUGAAUUUCGUUCCUUUACCUGUUACCCUCUUGACAGAGAUAAAACGUUUAACAGGAAACUUUGCAGACAUCCAAGUUAUGAUCUGGAUACGAUGUUAAAUAUUUCGUUGACGAUUAAUUGGACGCGAGGAGUAACUUUCGGAUGCAUAGCUGCACAGCUUGAAUCACCCAUAAAAAAUUGACACCGAUGAAACUUGGUCCAGUGGAAAGUUUGAAAUUGGCUUACCGGCCAGGGUAAAAAGUUUACAUGUCGCGGCUGAAUGGAUUUCCGCUUCCGUGUUCUCCGCGGGCAUGUUAUUCGGAGUACACAAACUCGGUCGGUCAAAGCAACUUGGCUCCAUGAAAGAAUAAAGAAAUAUGUAAGUACUUCGUCUUGCCACCAACUUCGUAUCACAUUAAAACUGUAAUACUUUUCACGGUAUGUGAGAUUCUGUUAACUUAUUAGUUAUUUCAGAGUUGAAUGUACUUACAUAUGUAUAGUUGAGUGAAAGUAGAACACAAAUAUGUAGAUAAUAAGGGGCAUCGUUACCUUUCUAUGUACAAUCACACUACAAUACGAUAAUAAUAUAAUGGGGACUUUUCGGUUGGUAAAGUUAAAGGUGGUUAAACAAGCCUCAUCAUAAAUCAGUUAAUCUUUCUUCACCACUUUAGACCUCUUCACCCCUGUCCAUUUUCAUCUACCUACCUACCUUUUCGUGACCUACCCUUACAACGUUACUUCUCUUCCUUCAGACCCUCGUUUUAGUCACACCCCGAAAACGUAUGUAUUAUAUAUAUAAUACACCACUGAAUCAUUUACUUUACCAUCUACCUUUAUAUUAAACAGUAGUCCAUCAUAGAAAAGCAAAUUAAUACAUUACGAGAAGCAUAACCACAAUUAGGAAAUGCUUUUUUCAUCUCGUAAGUUGAGGUCAUUUAAACGAUUGAAUUCUGUGGACAACGACUAUGGAAGGGAAACCAUUUUUCGUAUAAUCUUCCAUUACUUAAAGAUAGUGAAAGUGCCACAGCAGAAGUAACCAAGCAAAGCUUAAAGUGCAGUGGCAUUACACGCGACUUCUCAGAUUAUUUAUGUAAUUUAUAUUUCGCGUGCUAUUUGGGAACUGUGCUGAUUUCGUGUAUUGAUUUCUCAACGGUAAUGGUACUUACGUGCGAAAAAUUCAACUGACGUCGACACAGUGCGGCGCGGCGUGACAGAUUUACAUACAUAUUACCAAGGUAUAAAAUAAUAAUAACAACAUAAUCUCAUUUAUUCCCAAUAUUGGAUAUUAAUGGUUAUACAGGGUUAUACAGUUAUCUAAUCGUAAGAUAAGCCAUUGAACAAAGUCUAUGCUACAUCUGAAAUAUGUAGCACUGGACGCUAUGCAACGAACACAUGUAACAAAUUCACUGGGACAAAGUGUAAAUGUUUACUCGAGCAGACGCUCUUCUGUCGACAGCUGUUUAGAAGUAGUAAAAUAAUAAAAAUUCACGAUGAAACACGUGCAUAAAGAAUUUGUAAACGAGUCGAGUGAUGCUCGACAAGAACAACAGUUCUCCGGCUCGCGUUGCCUCUCAAACGCGCUUUAUGUAAUCACUUAUACAUAUGUACAUAUGUAGAUGUGUAGUAACAAAAUUGACUUUUAAUUGCAAUCAUUCUUUUAAUGCAGCAUGCAUUCAUCAAAAUGUCGAAUAACAAUUUUUCUUGACGCUGCUAAAAUAACUAAUUGUAAUUGUUAGAGGUAUUACCUCUAGUGUAAUAUACUAACACUAUUUAACAGUGAUUGUCUGUAUCUUGAAAAUUUAUUUUAAUUUCAACUUUUCAGUACGAUAGGCAUUCGAUACUUACCUAGCAUAUAAAUUCCUGUUAGGAACGCCUCAUGCAUAUAUUCUACCACUGGAACUGAUUUUUAGCCAAAUUUUUAUUUGUUAAAUAAAAUUCUUAAUAUCUAUGAAUGGUAAAAUAGGUCCUUGUCGGUGUCGUCGGUGUCGUCGGUGUCGUCGGUGACCCUGUAAACACGGAAUAGCAAUGUUCCGUCGAUAAAAAUGGUCAAAGCAGUCGAUAAACUGAAAAGCAUCAGCCCUCUAUGUGACAACUUUCAUACUGUAGAAAAAGAAAUUAUCUCUUCCUUGCCAACAGCAAUAUUGAUAGUAAUCAAUCUUAUCAUCGGACUCUUUAUUGACAUAGGUUGCUAUUCCAGUUGCGAUCAAUCAUUCUGUCUAUCGACGUAAUUUUUGCGGGUAAUGACAUUCUGAAUCAAUAAAAUUUCAGUAUUUUACAAAAAUGUGUAUGCAAAUUGUAUGCACAAUUAUAACAACAUUGUUAUGAGCCAAAAUAACACUGUAUUCAUUUAUCAUACUAGUUAUACAGAUCAUUCAUCUUCCCAGGAUUAAAUGUGACGUAAUGAAACAAUAUAGGUACUAUGUAUUUCGCCCUCGAACUUGAAAAUAAAAGUUAUUUUUGCAAAACAAUUUUCAACACAUUUCUCCCAAUCUAAAAAUAUAGAAUCUCAUUUGAUAAAGCCAUGACACAAUAUUUCUUUUUUACACCCUACAAAGUAGGCCCUUCCUCGGUAGUCGUACGCAUCCAAUUGACACGUAGGCGUCAUUCCCUCCAUAUGUACAAUAUGUAGCUUGAUGACGUAAAACUCAGUCUUCGUUUUUUCCCCAUUCAACUACAAUAUCUUUCGACCAAUACGCUCUUUCCCAAUCUCCAAUCCGUCAGCUUGUAGGUGGCACCUGAUGUGUUUUAUACUUUUUGUCGAAAAAUGAUGACGUACGCUCAUUGUCGUUAGUGAAAUUGUCUAUCCCAUUGAUGGGAGUCGGAUGAAUUUUUGAUUGAUAUUGAAACUCGUAUGUAACUUCGUAUAGUACUUUUUCUUCUUAUUUUCUUCUUGUUGUUUAUAAAGGUUUUUUGUUUUUUGUUUUUUGAGCUCCUGACGAUGAGUUAGUGUUAGUACACUGAAGCAUUUGCGUAACUUGGAUUUUUUUUCUGGAGUGGGUUAGAAGCAGCAAAAACGAUCCGAGGCGCGUGAAGGCGCGUGAAACGCAAACAGGGAGUCAGAGACCCCCAUGAUUCCCUUGGCGAUAACGGCAGCUACGAUCACCCGUCUCAAUUUCUUCUAUGCAUCUCUGUCAUCCAUUCAUCCCUUACUUCCCUAAUCUGAAACUCUCCCUCGCCGGACGGUCUUCACCCUCGUCACGACGAUCAGCCUCCAAGCUCUUCCGUUCCCCUCUUUUCUUUUUCUUUUUUCACCCUACGACCUUCGACGAGAGAACACUCGAAACGAUGAAUUCCCUCUUCGUGGAGUGUUGAACGUUGUACGCUUUGGAAUUUUGAUGUAUUUGGAAUUUCAAGAGGUAUAAAACCGGAAAUCGUUCCAUUUGUUUCAUUAAUAAUUUAAAUCUCUUAUGGAAGAUGCAGAGAGAUUUUGAAUUUCUGCAUACAGAAACAAAAAAAAAAAAAAGAAAUUCGCUGUUGCCAGUAAUUGCAGCUCCAUCUUCCGCGAAAUGGUGGAAUUAAGGAAAAUAUUUAGGCGUAUCAUUCAUUAGCGAAGUGAAAUUGUCCUGGUCCAUCUCCGCGAGAUCAGAUGCUGGUCGGAGGGUGCGCUAGCGGGGAGACCUCUCUCGUCGAGCGAGGAUCCAGCGAGCUUCGGGGAUGAUUGGGGCGGCGCUGGCGUCGGUGGAGGAGGUCGGGGUAAGUUGGCAGAACGAGACGAUGUAUGUUCGAGGGAGGGAACGGAACGUGGAGAUAGUCGACGAGGACGCUGGGUGGUGAGUGGCACCGUUUCGGGUCCUCCUUGGUCCGACCGUCAGGACCAGGACCUGGUUUCCUUUCGUUUUUCGCGUUUCUCGAGGGGAAACAAGAGAAGGACAGAUCGAUAGAACCGGCCAGUGUGCUUGCUUUGCUUGCUCGAGUGGUUGCGUGCGUGCGUGCAUGCGUGCGUGCGUGCGUGCGUGGGUGCGUGCGUGCGUGCGUGUUUGCCCUGCUGUCGUGAAUUCGGACCGCGUCGAAGACGAAGAAGUUCGGGGUGCGGCCGACGAUGGUAAAGGCCCCCAGCAUGGGACCGUCGGCUGGUACCCAAGGGAUCAGGAAGAUACAUCCUGGCCCCGAAAUUGCUAUGAACCCGAGGGACCUGCCGAAUGCGAACAUCACUACACCUCCCAGCAUCCGAGCAGAUGGCAAGACUACUUCGAUCUAUCAUCCUCAGGUGGACGUCUCGACCCAGGUGGAUCUGCACGGCGGUUUCACCGCGACUAGUGGUAACAUUAGCAUCGACUGGGAUCGAAGGGCGACUCCUUUGUACUCUCGUGAGGACAUCAAGGAACAGUAUUGCAUAACCAGUCGGCAAUUGGAUGCGGUAGAAAAAUCUGGCGGUGGUUUCUUUGGGUGCCUGUCGACUAGAGGACCUUCUCCAUGCAGCGCAGCUAGGACCUCCAUUCUUUCUGCCUGUGUGAGAAGCGUGCCAAGCGAUGAAAACCUCUGCGACGCCCCCUAUCCUCGAAGACCCCUCCAGAUCAUGUACCGACAACCGUACCCCGGUUAUGCGAGGGGGCUGUCACGUUAUGAUUUUGAGGACGAGGCUGACUGGAUAGAGAGUUCCUACUUCCGAAGGAGACCUAGGUCAUUUUGCACCAUUCCUGACCCGAAAAGGUACACCUGGCUUCCCGAGGACGAAGAAUCAACAAAAUUGGAAGGUCCUCGACCAGUUCUGCCACCUGCGCCCCCACCACCUUCCGCGCAAGCGCCAAAAACGAAGCACGUGAGCUUCGCGAGAUCACAUACCCUUACAUCCUUCGACGUUCCAAGGAGUAGAAGUCCUCCAAGACCACAAAAUCAGGAACGCCUUAUAGAUUCACAGCCAACAAUGCAAAAUGCGAUGCUACCUUCAACUUUACCUCUGAUGCACCCCUAUGGAACUAAUGAGCCCCGUGUUCUUGUCCUUGAAAAGCCACCAAAGCGAGGAACCAUGAAGACUCAGGCAACCCAAACGGAGUUGCCAGCGGUGUUUCGAGGUCGCAUCCCAGUCACCCUUAGCCCCAGGACGAUACACCGGGUAAAGAUGGUCUCGCAAGGCGCCCAGACAAACGGUCUGUUCAACGGCAGGAAAUUGACGAAAAGUUACUCGGAGGCUGGUCAGCUGGGUACCCCGUUGGGUGGCGGUCAAGCUGGCACACCGGGGAAAGAAGAAACCGAGCACGAACCUCUUCACAGGACGCAGAGCGAGGAACCACCCAGGUCACCCUUCCUUGUCGAUACGCCACCCCCUGGAGGACCGUACACCACUCCCGCUACCGAGGAGGCUCUGACUAAUGGGGACAUCUCGGAACCUCUAACGAGUGUCCUUCAAGAUCAACGAAGAUCCAUCGACUUAGAUGACCAAGAAAUCCUUAUAGACUUUAAGCCUGCACCAGUGUCGCCGGAUGUUCGAGCUUUACUGAACCGGAUAUCCCAAUCACCGCGAAGGUUUCUACCGUUGCAGAAGACCUUUUCCGACGGAGAAAUUCGUGUGGAAAGACGCGAGUUGGUCGGUGAAACUGGUGAACCAAGUUAUCCUCACACGUGUAGAAGAAAUCAUCAGGACCCAUGGGGCAGGACCGUCAGAGCAUCCGUCCAAUUCUCCUCGACGCCCGAGGACCUGUCCUUGCUCCGAGUUUCUUCGCCCCACGAUGAUCAUCCCGAAGAGGAGUUUCACGAGAACCUCAUUCGACGAGGGCUGUUUCGCAAGAGGAGCGUAUCACUGGAGGAUGGUGUGCAAGGUUUAGUGUCCGAUGAUUUUAUGUUGCCAAGAUCGCUUCCAACAUCACCCACAUCACCGACUGCAGUAGCAGCACCACGAAGGAUUUUACAGAGUCCGAAAGACUACGCAUCACCGACUCGUCCACUGCGACAAGUGGCGCCACUUUGUCCGUUACUUUUCACUGCUACCGGAAUUUCCGGUAUGAUCACGUCUCCGUUUGCUUCGAGCGAUUCGCUAACGAACGACGUCACGAGGGACCAUAGCGAUGGAAUUUGGAACGAGUCACAGGCGACGGUUCUCCAGGCUGACUCGUUGGCCUUAUUGACACCGUCCUCGAGGAGGAGGCAUCUUCUGCUUCUCCAACACCAACAGCGAUCCUCGAUGGACACAGAGGCGCUGGACGUUGAAGAGACCAUUGAAUCACGUCCUUCGAGUCCAAGGAUACGCCUUGAGCCAGCAACGCCUGUUCAACCGUUAACACCAAGGCAAUUACUUCUCAGCGUCGAAUCGUCCCUGACGCCAAACAACGGUAGAUCGAGAAGCGGAUUUCGUCGUCCGAGUCCUGGACCGCCGUUAUCACAGCCUCAAUCGCAAUCCUCGAGCGAAUUCGGCUUGAGCUUGGCCAGGACUGAUUCAGGAGGUCGAACGAAUACCGAUCUGUCUGAAACCUCGACUACCGAGGACUAUGUCACUGCCAACACCUCCACUGAGACUGGGACCACUACAGGCACCUCCGCAACGACCAGUUCCUGGUCCAGGCCUCCACAGACUUCAAGCGCCGCGGCGUCCGCCUCGGCAACGGCCACUGCUGCGGAUGGAAGCUCCUUCGAGAGUGCCAGUUCAAUUUACAGCCUUGCUCGCAGCGAGGCCAUCGUUGAAGAGCCAUGUAGUCCACCACCGAUACUGGAGGAAACGGAAAUUCCAUUUGGAUUGGAGGUACCUCCGUCACCGGCUAGAUCCAGCAGCAGCAGCAGUUCGGGUAGCUACGAUCUGAAAGAUGCAAUGAUAGAUCCAGGUCAUGAACACGAACAGACUGCACCUCCGAGCGGACACACCUCAGAGACGGAGUUGGAUCGUGACGAAGGUCAUCGCUCCUCUUCCGGAGGCUAUGCAGAAUCUCCUCCAGAUCCGCGAACUUGGAGCGAGGAAGAGCGUCAUAGACGCCGGAAGACCUUUACUCUGGACUUCCUUGGUAGCACACAGGACAUUGAGCGCAGUCCAGAACCCUAUGGGGACAGUGCUGAAGUCAGUCCAACGUCCAGCCAUCGGCACAGACCGAGAGGAAAAUCAACGAACGCCAAGAGUCCCCAUAAAAACAACAGGAAACGGGAAGCUACUCAACAAAUGGUGCAGGUGCAACAACAGCAACAACAAAUUAUUAAAAGUCCUCAGAAAGAGGAUUGGCGUGUGGAUCAGAGUGAAGAUACUGGCCAUAUUCCUACGUCAGAUGAUUCUAGCUGUAGUCAUCAUUACCAUAUGUAUCAUCAUCAUCAUCAUCAUAUGCAUCGCGAUGGUGCUGAUGGAAGACAUAGAAGAACUAGAGAGAGUCCCAGGAGGAAGACCACUGGUUAUGUUUCUGCUAGGAGAAGAAGUAAUGAGGAUAAGAACGCGGCCAUAACAGGUAGCCUGCCACGAAGAAGAUCACGUGCGGCGGACGACAUAAUGUGUUCGAGGUUGAGUCCGGGCCGUUAUCAACGUAGUCCAGGACACAACGGGCAACGGGCGUUGAUUGUCGAGUCUCAGAGCCCAGAAGCGAGAUUAAAAGCUCUUUCAGCGGAAUCCUUGAGGUCCGUCAGUCCGGGUAGCGACAGUGUCUUUUACAGCGAGGGUGCGGACCAAUAUCUUGCUAUCAGCGCGCUCGACGCUCCACAUUGUCAUCAUUGUGGCAGAGAGGUCUCGGAAGAGAUCGUUCGACCACCGGCAGGUUUCGCGGACUCCCCGGAAGGGCACCGAUCCUCUUCGAAGCACGUGUCCGGUCACAGGCUGUACAAGAAAUUCGACAAGAGGUACCGAUCGGAGGAUCGUGGCGACAGAAGGCAUCGACGAAGCAGCGCGGGCAGAUCAGACGUCAGGGCGAAGUCUGAAGAGAGGAUCGCUUCCAGACGCGGAAGCAGAGGAUCCAUUGAUGAAACUGCUGCUGGGAGGAAGAGGCUUCAUGCGAGAAGCACGGAUGUCAGUUUGGAAAUCCUUACGGGUCGAGAGGACGAGGACAGCUACGUGGAACCCUACACGAGUAGCGAAUGGAUUUACAUCGGUGACCUCGAAGAGAGUCACGUGUGGAAAAGGCCAGACAGCAGGGACGGCGAUGAUGAGAUUCCGGAAAGUGUCGCUAAAGAGAGGAGAAGCUCUCAGGAAUCGACGGAAAGCGAGAGAAACUUUCGGAAGAAGUAUCAGGCGGCGACGCACAGGAUGGUGCAUCGGAAAAGCAGCGGGGAAAUGUAUAAGAGGAUACAAACGAAGAGUUUCGAAUGCGACAAGAGGGUGAUAGUGAAACGCGAAGCUGGAGGAGAGUUUGGUUUCCGUAUUCACGGUUCGAAACCGGUGGUGGUUUCCGCCAUCGAACCUGAUACACCGGCGGAAAGUUCAGGCCUUGAAGUCGGCGAUAUUAUCAUGUCGGUGAAUGGAAAAAGCGUUAUGGACGCGACUCAUUCGGAAGUCGUCAGGCUAGCACAUUCUGGCACCGACGUACUAGAACUGGAGGUGGCGAGAACCUGUAACGUCCUGGCACCGAGAAUGAUCAGGCCCGGGACGAAAGAAGACACCGAUGAGGCACCACUCUGUUCCGGUUACCUUUGGAGAAAAUCGGCGACCUCCACGAACACCGAUAAAUGGGUCCGACGAUGGUUUGCUCUGCGACGUGAUAACUGCCUUUACUAUUACAAGACUGAUGCGGAUUCACAGCCAGUGGGGGCAGUAAUGCUGAUAAAGUACGAGGUGGAACAAACACCGGAGCUGAGGUUACACAGUUUUGCGAUAAAGAAACAGGGUGCACCGACACUUCGACUCGCGGCCGACUCCGAGGAAGCUGCUGCCCGAUGGACGACAGUCAUCAAGGAGGCCAUUGAGAGAAACGAUCAGGUGGAUACAUGGUUGGAAGCAUCGAUGAGGAUGCGUGAAAUGGCAGCAUGCGCCAUUCAAAGACCAGACUGUUUUGGUUAUCUGAGUAAGCAACAAGAACACGCGAGGAAAACAUCUUCACCAACUGGUUGGUCAAGACGAUAUUGCGUACUGAAGGAUGCAGCAUUGUAUUUCUACGAUGACGCUAAUGCAGAGAAAGCAUUUGGUGUCGCCUGUCUUCACGGCUUCAGGGUGCACAGCAGUGCGCCCACUUCCGGUGGUAGGAAACACGCGUUCGAAUUGCAGCCACCGGAUCCCACGCAGAGAAGUUAUAUCUUCGCUACGGAGUCCGAAAUGGACAAGAAACGAUGGCUGGCAGCUCUAGAAUACUCGAUCGAUCGAUGGAUAAAGAUUGGUUGACAGAGGCCGACUUACCGUACAAAGAAGCAAAGAAGCCGAAGCAGCGAAGAUCCCCUAAGGUGUCCUUCGUCUCUUCAUGUUUCCGGUUCCUAACGAACAUUGUCGCAAAUCACAAACUCAUCAAUCACUGUCGUCAUUGUCGCUUCGAUUGUCGUUCGCAAAUGCAUUACGUGGAUCAUGUCGCAAAUGCUCUUCAAAUUCGCAGUUCUUCGAAAUUCUUCGUCAUUAUAAUAGAAUCCAUUAAACUUUUCUUUAGAACAUUUCGUCGGAUUCAUUUGUAACGACAAUUUACAUCCUUUGUAAUUUAUUAUCGGUAUCAUCGAGAAACAGAGGUGCCAAAUAUCUGCCAAAAUAAUUAUAAAUUAAACCCCUGUAAACAAAGCUCAUAGUGCUAUCCUUAUAUGAAAAUUGAAUAAUCAUUUUUAAGAAAAAUAGAGAAAAAUAUUUAUUGAAUUGAGAAAAGAAAAGAAAAGAAAA